AUGCGACAAGGAGUGAGCAGCAGUGAAUGCAAGAGCCCCACCUUCUGCCGGACAGACAAACUGCCCAAAACCAUUUAUGGAAAAUCCGAGACAAGUGAGAGCGCUCGCAUCUCCACACACGCCGGAGACCGAAACGCGACCGCCGUUCAUUCCACCACCGCCCGCAACGAGGGCAACGGGAGAAGCCCGAGGGACAGCCCCAGCUCCUCGUGGAGCAGGAGCCGAGCCGACCCGUCUGCGUUUCACCCUGACGUGGGCCUCGUGUUUCGGAAGCCCCUCUCCAGAACGGCCCUCACCAGCGACAGCGGCUGUCCCCAGCGAUUAGAAGGUCGUGCAAGGGCACUGGGCUCCCCACUCCCGCACCGCGACCGCGCCCCAACCCUUCCCGCGGCCCAUGGCCAGCGGGGCGCGGCAUGGCCGGCCCCGCCAGGCCCCAGCUGGACGGCCUCCCCCCGUCCGGGCCCCACCGCCCCCAGGAGCCGCCCGUCGCCGCAUCCCGGUCCCCACCGCUCCCCCGCCCCGCCCUACCGGCCCUGUUCGCUCUCCCUCCGCGCUGCGGUGACAACGCCGCCGGGAUCCGCCCAGCCGCCCGCGCACCCCCGCACUUCCGGGACACGCCCGUCACUUCCCGUUAUACAGGACCCAGCCUCGCACCUCACUUCCGGCCGCGGCCUAGAGCGCUGA
Messenger RNA from Dryobates pubescens (Downy woodpecker), 684 nucleotides. RefSeq lists its product as uncharacterized. NCBI's taxonomy places the organism in Eukaryota, Metazoa, Chordata, Aves, Piciformes, Picidae. Bases 1 to 684 code for a protein of 227 amino acids. The record is from RefSeq and is a predicted model, not a curated record. The transcript has 3 exons.